AUGACCUCCAGCAGUGAUUAUUCUUCUAGCACUUCUGACGAGGAUUCCAGGAUUCCUUUGCCCAAAGCACGUGCCAAUAUGGAUCAUGAUAAAAAGAUAAUAAAUAGCAUGUCCCUCGAUGAGCUGAAAGCUGCUCGCGAUGAACUCUUGAAGAAGAAAAAAAGGGAAGAGAUACUUGAUGAGUAUCGAGAGAAGAGACGCAGAAUUCAACGGAAAACACUAGAAGCCGAGGAGAGACUCCGAUCCCGUCCUUAUGGUGUAGCCUCAGAUUCAGAUGCUGAAGAGGAAGAAGAGGAACUUGUAUGGGAUCUAACAGAGCACAAAAAUGGCGAUGUCGAAGAAGAAUUCCUUGAUGAUUCAGACAGUGAUUCCGAGAAAGAGUCCGGAGAGGAUUCCUUAGAGGAUGAUGAUGAUAACGAUGACGACGAAUCGGAUGCCUCUGACGAUUAUCAUGGCUCAUAA
This is a messenger RNA of Papaver somniferum (opium poppy), 462 nucleotides long. RefSeq names its product prothymosin alpha-like. The transcript has 2 exons. Lineage: Eukaryota; Viridiplantae; Streptophyta; Magnoliopsida; Ranunculales; Papaveraceae. The coding region runs from base 1 to 462 and encodes 153 amino acids. The record is from RefSeq and is a predicted model, not a curated record.